AUGUCACAAGCAACCAUAAACAAACGCUUCAUCGCCAAUCACAACCACCACUUGCAACCACAGCCACGACCACAACGAUCUCUCACAACCACGACCACCAUUUGCAACCACAACCACGACCACCACUCACAACCACAACAACAACCACUCACAACCACAAACGCAACCACAACCACCACUUACAACAGCAACCACGACCACCACUCAACCGCAACCACAACCACCACUCACAACCACGACCACCACUCACAACCGCAACCACAACCACCCCGCAGCCGAGCGCCCUCUGGUGUUGACGUGGCGCUCAUUCGCACUAGUUAUCCCGGCAAAUUCGGUUACGCACGCCGGCCGCCCGCUGAUGGGACCAAUCACCAGCCUCGCCCGCCUCCGACGACAAUCAUUUCGACCAAUUAA
Messenger RNA from Penaeus indicus, 414 nucleotides. RefSeq lists its product as uncharacterized. The coding region runs from base 1 to 414 and encodes 137 amino acids. The transcript has a single exon. The record is from RefSeq and is a predicted model, not a curated record. Lineage: Eukaryota; Metazoa; Arthropoda; Malacostraca; Decapoda; Penaeidae.